This is a messenger RNA of Anopheles aquasalis, 2772 nucleotides long. RefSeq names its product cilia- and flagella-associated protein 251-like. The record is from RefSeq and is a predicted model, not a curated record. NCBI's taxonomy places the organism in Eukaryota, Metazoa, Arthropoda, Insecta, Diptera, Culicidae. Gene Ontology annotation, molecular function: protein binding. Gene Ontology annotation, cellular component: motile cilium.
AUGGGUGAAAUUGUGGAGUACAUAACGGAGGACGGUCGACGUGGCGAUCGGAUUCAUCAUCGAUGUCAGCCUCUGCACCUGGACUGGUUGUCAGGAUUCAAUCCGCGUGUUCCGUUGCUGAAUGUCAGUAGCAAUAGGGAGCGCCGAGAGUUGGUGCUGGCCACGGCUAAUGUCCUGCUGUUCUACUAUUACGAUGGCGAUCGUGAAAAGAUCCUUCCCGUACUUGGACACAAAAGCCACAUUAACAUGAUCGGAUGUGAUGGCAGUGGACGGUUCGUGGUAAGCUCGGACACCAGUUACAGCAUCAACGUGUGGGACCGUGACUCGGUGCCGGUGGACGAUGCACAAUCGCCGCUCGCAAUACGAACCAUCUUCGAACCGUUCAAGGGAACGGAAAUCAAUGCGGUAGCGAUGAGUCACGAGGGUAAGUUUCUGUUGGCCGGCGGAGGAGCUGCCCAGUGUAGCCAACUGAAAAUCUGGUCCUGGACGGUUGGAAACGAUUUCCCGGAUGACACGAUAGCACUUCCGGCACGGCUGGGACGCAUCAAGGCACUGCGCUUCUGCGUGGACCGUGGCCGCCGGAACCAGUUUGUCGUGACGAUGGAAAGCUGCGUCGUGUUCGGGGCUUGGGAUGCGAAGGAACAGAAGCUAUCGAUCCAGGUACCGAAGCGGCACGGUUUUCAGGAUUACAACGAUUCGGUGUUUGUGGAGGGCACCGAUCGAGCGGUUUCGGUGACCGGGGCCGGUAUGGCCAUCUUAUGGAGCGAUGAUCGAAAGGCGCAACCCGAGGGUGCCGGUGGGACACUGCUUCGUAAGGAGUUUCUCAAGUAUCUGCACCUCAAGUACGCCUCGAUAAAUGUGGUUCGCUCGUGUGACGAGAAGAUCGUUACCGGGGAUGAUGAUGGUGAGAUACGGUUUUACGACAACUCGAUGAAGAUUCUGUACUGGUUCAAGCAGGAGGACCUGGAACCGAUUCGAACGCUAUCUUUCGAGCUCUCCGGAACGCGCCAGAUGAAAAAGGUUGCACGGGAUAAUGAGCCGAUUUCGGUCGGAGAACAGUCCACUACCGAAACAGAACAUGAGAAACAGGCUGUUGAGUUGCCAAUUGAAGAAAUCGCCCCGAAAGAUGUUUCGUUCGAUGCAAAGCCUGUGAUCGUGCGUGGAUUCGUUUCCGCAACAAAAUCGGGCAAAAUCUACGACAUCGAUAUCGUGUACAACAAAAUUCAGGAGCUCUUUCUACCCUCAUCCAGCAUUAUCACCGCCGUUGAUGUGCAUCCCAUAAGAUCCGAGUUGUGCACCUGUGACGGUAAUGGGCGGAUGGUGAUUUAUGAUUUGAAAACGAAAACUCCCACUAAGACGCUAGACGUGCCGAUACAGCGUACACGACGUGGCAGGAUAACAACGCUGGCGUACUCUCCAUGUGGAACAUUCCUUGCGGGUGGAGCUGAAAACGGAUAUCUGUGGAUGAUCGAACCGAGUGUAAUGAUUCUUAGCGCCAACAGUCCGCUACAAUUUAGCAACGAAAAGCUGCGUAUGAUAAUGUUUUCAGGCGAUAGUAAACAUCUCGUUUGUGUGGAGGAACUGAAUAACAUCGCCGUUCUGCAGCGGGAAAAGGAUAGCUGGAAAACGAUGGGCCGUUGUGCAUCGCACAAGGUGGUCGAUUUAACCUUUCUCAAUGUAGCUGAAUUUGUGUCAAUCGGUGAAGAUCGUCACAUGGUCCAGUACUCGAUUGCCGGUAGCGAGCAAACUCAGCUGGCACCGCUGGCGAUCGUGAAGCGAAGGCGCAUCGAGCAAUCGGCCCUUCCAACGGCAAUGCUUCUUCUGCCCGUCGAUCAACUGCUGGUCGCUAAUGAUCAGCUAAAGUUCAAACUUUUUAACGCCAAGACGUUCGAGAUUCUGCACACCUUUCUGGGACCAUUCCAUGAUGGUCCAGCGCGAUGCUUACGGCUACUUCCCGGUGAAACCUUUUUUCUCUUUACCACGAACAACAACAUCUACCUUCACCAGUUGCCGAUCGAUGGCAAUCCGUUCAAGUAUUUGGCCGUCCGAGGACAUCCGAAGCGACUGAAAUGGAUGCAGCUCACUGGUGGACCGGAACGGUAUGCAGUGAGCUACGGUGAAGGUGAUCAUGCGAUCGCUUUGUGGAAAGUAAACACUAGCCCGGUGCUGGACAAUUUAAGGCAUGCCGGAACUGGGUUGGAUCCGUUCUGUGCCCUCUUGCCGGGUGGUAAGAGUGGCUGCUAUGUGCGAGAGAUGUUGAGUUUGUUCUUCUACAACCAGAUUUCACCUAAAAAUAGUGACGGUGAUGCAGAGCUCACGCUUCGCGAUGCGAUGGAAACAAAAGAUGUUCCGAACUAUAUGAGAAGCAUUGGGUUCCAUAUGAGCCAAUAUGAAGAACAAAAUCUUUGUAAAGAAAUGGAACUGUUAGGAACCGGCUGUCUCACCUUCGAGGAAGUCGUUAAGUUGUUUCUCAACCACCGCACGAGUCAUUCUCCCAGCAACGAAGACAUCCGAAUGGCCGUCACCUAUCUCGGUGCCACAGUGGAAUCCGGCACGCAAGUGGAUCUACUGAAGUUACGCGAACUGCUGGCCACUAUCGGUGAGCCAAUCGAUGACAAAACGGCGGAUUUUUACUGCAAAGUUCUUUUCCCAGCUGUUCAAUCGAUGGAUGAUACCGUUAAGAACGAUACUGAUGUGGCAAACAGUGAUUGCGAAGAGCAACAAAGACUGCAUCUUAUUAGCAUCGAUGAGUUUACCGAAAGGCUCGGUUGA